AUGCGCUGGGACUUGCGCUGCCAUCUGGCGCUUUUCGCCGAGCACGGGUAUAUUGUCGUGGCACCGAAUUCCGCAGGAAGUACGGGCUAUGGGCAUCAUUUCAAUAAUGCGAUACAAGGCUCAUGGGCUGGAAAGCCGUACUCGGAUCUUAAAAGAGGCUUUGAUUAUAUCCGCGAGACCCUCGAGUACGUCGACACUCAGCGUGCCGUGGCACUCGGUCUCGGAUACGGAGGCUACAUGGUUAACUGGAUACAAGGCCACGACUUGGGGCGCAGGUUCAAAGCAUUGGUCGCCGAUAAUGGAACAUUCAGCCUGCUCUCUCAUCUAUCUAGCAGCACCCAGCAUUCGAUUUUGCAUGGUCUGGGCGGACCACCUUGGCUGAAUCCAGAGGCGUGGAGGAAAUGGGACCCUGCACAGCACGCCGGCAACUGGAAGACACCACUUUUACUCAUUCAUGGGGAACUGAAUCAUCAGAGUCCUGUCUCUGACACCCUGGCUGCAUUCAACGCUCUAAAACUGCAAUCAGUGGAGACUGGUCUGCUCAUAUUUCCAGAUGAAGGUUCUCGGAUCCGGAACCCCGAGAAUUUGCUAUUAUGGUAUCGCACUGUGCUUCAAUGGUUGGAGCAGUAUACAAAAUAA
Molecule: messenger RNA, 639 nt
Organism: Penicillium brasilianum
Lineage: Eukaryota; Fungi; Ascomycota; Eurotiomycetes; Eurotiales; Aspergillaceae
Source: the annotation of a GenBank genome assembly